Exophiala bonariae is the source of this 792-nucleotide messenger RNA. RefSeq lists its product as uncharacterized. The transcript has 3 exons. Lineage: Eukaryota; Fungi; Ascomycota; Eurotiomycetes; Chaetothyriales; Herpotrichiellaceae. Gene Ontology annotation, molecular function: acyltransferase activity. The record is from RefSeq and is a predicted model, not a curated record. Bases 1 to 792 code for a protein of 263 amino acids.
AUGGCUGGAGAGGGCGCUGUGUAUCUUGCUGGUGUGGGAUAUUCGCCAUUCUCAUCCAAUGAUUCAAGUGGUGGAAGCCCUAUCGCUGCCUUGGUUUCUGCCGUAGUCAAGGCUCUGCUCGAUGCUGGGAUAACAUACGAUAAUGUGACCACAACAGUGGCAGGUUGCCGUGAUAAUGGGUCAAGUUAUGGGCCUCAGGUAGCAAAAGUAUUUGACAAUACUUUUAUUGAAGUCAAAGAAAUCGAGGCCGGAUCCGAGUUGGACGAGGCCUUACAUCUCGUCAAGACUCGACGCAGUCAUUGUGUUCUCGUCUUUGCCACAGAAAACUCUGCUGCAGUCGCUUUGACAGUGGUAUCUAGCCAGUUCCUUUGGAGUCGUCCAUACCUGAAGGACUCGGCAGCAUGCAUUCGACCAGCAAGUGCUCCGCAAGCCAAUGAUAAAUCUCGAACGAAAGAAGGCCUUCAAAGCCUCUGUAAAAUUGCCUGGGCACUCAGAGGUUGGUCUCACAGCAAGGAUUCCGCUGACGAAGAACCCAUCUGCGCGCUCGGGUCGAAACACCAAAUUUUCAAGUUUAGUCGUGCUGAUAAGAAGCCUAUUCCACCAUGGAAAGAUGUUGAGUUCAAACAAGAUGGAAAAUAUCGGCUGGGUUAUAAUCCUACGGUAGAAACAAGAUCGGUUUCACAGGAGGACUUGGAGGCAGUCAGAGCAGCCAAAGACGGGCAGCCGAAAGAGAUGUGGUCAAGCUUAUUUCCACGGAAUGGUGGAGACAGAUACAUGCUUGCAAGACUAUGA